UCUAAGUGCUUAGUCAGGGCAAAUACCACUGAACUUUUCUAAAACCUCCUUUCACCUACGUUCCAGGCACAAAAUAUGUCAACCGAAAAAAAGAAAUUGGAUUCUGCUCCUACUCCAGCUCCACCAUCUUUGCCUGCACCCCUGACUGACCUGAAGAUUAAAUAUACCAAGAUAUUUAUAAACAAUGAAUGGCAUGAUUCAGUGAGUGGCAAAAAAUUCCCAGUUUUUAACCCUGCAACAGGAGAGAAAAUUUGUGAAGUAGAAGAAGGAGAUAAGGAGGAUGUUGAUAAAGCAGUUAAAGCAGCAAGAAAAGCGUUUGAGCUUGGGUCACCCUGGCGAACUAUGGAUGCUUCUGAAAGGGGAAGACUGUUGAACAAACUAGCUGAUUUGAUUGAAAGGGAUCGACUCCUCUUAGCCACAAUGGAGAGCAUUGAUGGGGGAAAGCUUUUUGCCAACUCCUAUAUAAUGGACUUAGGAGGCUGCCUCAACUCUUUACGCUAUUGUGCAGGCUGGGCUGAUAAAAUCCAAGGACGAACCAUCCCCAUGGAUGGAAACUAUUUCACAUUUACAAGACGUGAGCCUAUUGGAGUUUGUGGCCAAAUCAUUCCUUGGAACUUCCCUCUCGUUAUGUUUAUUUGGAAGAUCGCCCCCGCUCUUUCCUGUGGAAACACAGUGGUCAUCAAACCAGCAGAACAAACUCCUCUGACUGCUCUUCAUAUGGGUUCUCUCAUUAAGGAGGCAGGAUUCCCACCUGGUGUUGUGAACAUUGUGCCAGGAUAUGGACCCACUGCUGGAGCAGCCAUUGCCAAUCACAUGGAUAUAGACAAAGUGGCAUUCACGGGCUCUACUGAGGUUGGCAAAAAGAUCAAAGAAGCUGCUGGAAAAAGUAAUCUGAAGAGGGUCACCCUAGAACUUGGAGGGAAGAGCCCCAAUAUCAUAUUUGCAGAUGCUGAUUUGGACAGUGCUGUAGAGUUCGCACACAUUGGCCUGUUUUACCAUCAAGGUCAGUGCUGCGUAGCUGGAUCGAGGAUUUUUGUGGAAGAGCCAAUAUAUGAAGAAUUUGUGCGCAGGAGUGUUGCCAGAGCCAAGAAAAAUAUCCUGGGAAAUCCUCUGACUCCUGGUGUACAACAGGGUCCACAGAUUGAUAAGGAGCAGUAUGAUCGAAUCCUCUCAUUGAUUGAGAGUGGGAAGAAAGAAGGAGCCAAACUAGAAUGUGGAGGAGGUCCAUGGGGAGACAAAGGCUUCUACAUCCAGCCGACCGUUUUCUCUGAUGUUUCAGACGACAUGCGCAUUGCCAAAGAGGAGAUAUUUGGACCAGUCCAGCAAAUCAUGAAGUUCAAAAGUAUAGAUGAAGUUAUUAAAAGAGCAAAUAAUACUCAGUAUGGUUUAGCAGCUGCAGUGUUUACCAAAGACCUUGAUAAAGCUCUGACAUUUGCUGCUGCUCUUCAGGCUGGAAUGGUAUGGGUUAACUGUUAUAGUGCAAUGUCUGCUCAAUGUCCUUUUGGAGGGUUCAAAAUGUCAGGAAAUGGGCGAGAGCUGGGUGAACAUGGUGUUCAUGAAUAUACGGAAGUCAAGACUGUCACAAUCAAAAUCCCACAGAAAAAUUCGUAAUGUCAUUUCAAGAGACAACACUUGACAAUUUCAUGUGCUAAGAAAAACUGCAACAGCUGACUGUAUUGCAAAAUGUUUUGUAGCAUACGUUUUCAUUUAAUUUGAUUUCUCUUUCUACCUGUAAAAGCAAGUGCUACUUUUAAAAGUAAUUUAGAAAGUCUUAUAUCUGUUUAAAUAAGAGAAUGUUUAAUGCCUGGAACAUGAUUAACAAAUUUUGAAUCUAAUUGGAAAAGGUGAUUUUUCUUUCCCCAUUUGAAUAUUUGUGUAGUACUAUGGAUGAACUGUUUUAACAAAUAUUGUUUAUACAAAUUAGUUUAGUGUGCUUAUAGAACUGCUAACUGGGUCUGUCUGUUUUUAUGCGCUUGGCAAAAGCACUUACAUGUAACAAUAAGAUAGAUACUUUACUGUUUGGGGAGAAAUUAGAAACUCUUUUGUUAUAUGUCUUUAAAGGCUUGAAUCUGGCCAUAUUAGUUACUGCACAGAGGUAUUCUGGAUAUAAACGUCAUUAAAGUUAAUCUUAAAAACUG
This is a messenger RNA of Eublepharis macularius, 2138 nucleotides long. It is a transcript of the gene ALDH1A1, whose product is annotated as aldehyde dehydrogenase 1 family member A1. Lineage: Eukaryota; Metazoa; Chordata; Lepidosauria; Squamata; Eublepharidae. The record is from RefSeq and is a predicted model, not a curated record. The transcript has 13 exons. Gene Ontology annotation, molecular function: benzaldehyde dehydrogenase (NAD+) activity. The coding region runs from base 76 to 1611 and encodes 511 amino acids.